Molecule: messenger RNA, 348 nt
Organism: Rosa chinensis
Lineage: Eukaryota; Viridiplantae; Streptophyta; Magnoliopsida; Rosales; Rosaceae
Product: zinc finger protein ZAT11
Exons: 1
Coding region: 1-348 (115 amino acids)
Source: RefSeq, a predicted model, not a curated record
AUGGGCAGUGAUCAAGAUCCGAAAAUUGAGACCGAAUCGGGGAAAGGCAAGACGAAAAAGAAAAAGCACGAGUGCUCCAUAUGCGGGCUGGAGUUUAGUUCGGGACAAGCGUUGGGAGGUCAUAUGAGAAGGCAUAGAAUGACGAAUGCUGGGUGCAGUUCUCCAGUUCCUGCAGCUGCCGCAGUUGCUGGUGCCUCGAAGAUUCCGGGGCUAAUGAGGUCGAAUAGUAAGAGUGUGAUGUUUUUGGACAUGGAUCUCAACCUGACGCCUUUAGAGAAUGACUUAAAGUUGUUGUUUGGGAAUUGGGAAUAUGGCAUGGCACCAAAUGCUGAUACUUCGAUUUCUUGA